Metschnikowia bicuspidata var. bicuspidata NRRL YB-4993 is the source of this 3447-nucleotide messenger RNA. It is a transcript of the gene IRE1, whose product is annotated as bifunctional endoribonuclease/protein kinase. Gene Ontology annotation, molecular function: RNA endonuclease activity; protein serine/threonine kinase activity; ATP binding. The transcript has a single exon. The record is from RefSeq and is a predicted model, not a curated record. The annotation marks the transcript as partial. Gene Ontology annotation, biological process: mRNA processing; IRE1-mediated unfolded protein response; protein phosphorylation. Lineage: Eukaryota; Fungi; Ascomycota; Pichiomycetes; Serinales; Metschnikowiaceae. Gene Ontology annotation, cellular component: IRE1-TRAF2-ASK1 complex.
UAUAUUUUCAUUUCGUUGAUCUACAUUUCCGUGUCAGUUGCUGCACGGACGUUGCAAAGUACUGUCUCAGAGCCGACAAUAUCCCCAAAUCUGGCAAUACAGUCCGGUGGUAUUCUUAGCGAAAGCAUAUCCCCGUUAGAACCACGGGUAUUGUCUGAUUGGCAGCUCGAUGAGCUCAUAAUUGUGAGUGAUGUUGACGGAAGUCUCCAUGGGCUAAAUCGAAAAACUGGAGCUAGUAUGUGGACAUUGCCAAUUGACGAGCCCUUAGUGCAUAUUCUGGGAUCAAGCUUCAAAAAAGACACAAGCUCCAACAUACUUUGGUUUGUGGAGCCUUUUGAGGAUGGCUCGCUUUUUUAUUUCUCUCCCGAGUUCGGUCUCAAUAAGCUACCGACUUCCAUCAAGAAUUUGGUGAUGGAGUCACCAUUUUCGUUGAAUGGAGACGACAAAAUAUACACUGGAGCUCGAAAAACAUCUCUCUACACCCUCGAUAAGUCUACGGGAAAAGUUACCAAUAUGUUUGGGCUGCAGCUGAACUCUGACUCUUGUUCCGUAUCAAGUCAAUACAUGGGCAUAAAUCAAGAUAUCAGCAGAAUGUCCAAUCACAUCAUGCUAGGGAAAACAACAUACGAACUCUCCAUACAUUCCAAAGUCGACUCCAGCAUUGUAUGGAACGUGACGUACGCACAUUGGGGCCCAAACAAUAUUGACAACGAUUUAAUGAUCCAGAACCGUGACUCUGUCGAUAAGCUCUACUUCACUCCUUUCCACGAUAAGUCACUUUUGGCCCUCAACCACGCCCUGGGUGCGCCGGCUUGGAUGAGUAGGCUUCCGUCAAUGGCAGUGACUGUUUUUGAUGUGUUCAGUCAUCUCGAUAAUGGCAGCAGUAUCGCCAUCCCCCACCCAGCAAAGGAAUUUAAUCAGUUGCAACAUGUGGCAGAUGGACCCAAUAGCUCGAAUUUUGGAUUAUGCUUUCUUAAUAAGACAGCCCAAAAUUCACAGUGGUACGCCAUGAGCUAUAGAAAUUUUCCUACGCUCAUAAAAUCUGCUCCCACAUCACCUUAUGAGAUGGCUUUGCAAAAAUACGAGAAAGGGUUUUUGGAGCACCUAGCGAUCGAAAAAAUGCGCACUUUCAAUGUUCAUGAGCCUGAUGCUGUGUUUUUUUUGAGUGGGAUUCACAGCUAUGGUUCUUUGUCAUCAGCGAACUCCUAUCAGCCAGGUAGCAAGUUUAGGCGUGAUGAAUUCCAACGUAUUGGCGGGAGUCCUCAUGACUUGAUUAAUCCUUCUCAAUGGAGCCUGAGGGAUGGACAGGCUCCAAGUCUCAUGGAUGGCAUCUUCUUUCCAUUGGCUGAAGAAAGUUCCAAAAGAGACUUGGCGGUGGUCAAUUCACAUCAGGAUGUGCACCGGGGUCAAAAGACAAAAAACGAUUUUUUGCCUGUCACUUAUCACAAACACAGCAGUGCAAUUGAUUCUAUCUCCACUCAAAAACUACUGAUUUUUAGGCGCAUAUCCGAAGACUUGAUUGUCAUGUUCACUUUACUUCUUUUUCUCAUAGCAUUUGUUAAGAUCGCACAAAAAUUGAAGUAUUUGAGCCCUGAACACACCCAAAUCAAGCACUGGAAAGAUGAAUCACACCAGUCGGAAAUCAAAAGCACUGAAAUAAAAGUUUCCGAGAGUCAAGAUAUGCUUGAAGCCUCGUCUAGAGAAACAGUGCUAGUCGCUGAACCAAAUUUCCUUGACUGUUCAGAUUCUCAGCAGUCUGCUGGGUUGCUGCAAACCACUACAAAUACUCAAAAUGUUUUUAGCCCAGGAGUUUCUGUUGUUCACGAUGAUCAGAAAGGAACAUCUGAAAUACCUUUAAAGGUUGAUGAAGACUUGGAUGAUCAAGGCCUCGUCGGUACUUCCAAAAAGAAACGCAAAAGAGGAAGCCGAGGGGGCAAGAGAGGUGGAAAACUGAAAAAACUACAAAGUGACGAUGAAGAAUCGUCAGUUCCAAUACCAUCGGACGAUGCUAGCGGGACGAUAACUAUGGAUGAAGAAAAUGAUCGGCUUCUCGAGGACGAUGCUAUCUCCACUCUUUCACUCGUCAACACAUUUGCAAAGCCAGACAACCAAUUGAAGAAGCUUCAGAUUGACAAGAAUCUAGUGAUCUCCAAUAACAUUUUAGGAUAUGGGUCUCAUGGAACUGUUGUUUAUGAAGGAACAUUUGAGAACAGACCCGUCGCUGUUAAAAGAAUGCUUUUUGAUUUUUAUGACAUCGCAAACCAUGAAGUUCGUCUACUACAAGAAAGUGAUGAUCAUCCCAAUGUUAUUCGAUACUUUUGUUCGCAAUCCAACCUCAAAGAGAAGUUUCUUUAUAUUGCUUUAGAGCGUUGUGUUUGCUCACUAGAAGAUCUCAUUGAAAAACAGAGAUUCCUCCCGCAAAAAUCCAAGCUCAACAUUACUAGUCGUAACGAUUUGUUACACCAGUUAGCUAGUGGACUCAGUUACUUGCACUCUUUGAAGAUUGUGCAUAGAGACUUGAAACCGCAAAACAUUCUUUUAGGGGAGACAACUCAAAGGAAGACACAUUUUGAUAUACUGAGCACUAGACUUUUAAUCUCUGAUUUUGGUUUGUGCAAAAAGUUAGAUGCCGAUCAGUCUUCAUUCGGCGCCACCACGCACACUGCUGCAUCAGGAACGUCAGGCUGGAGAGCGCCUGAGCUUCUUCAUCCUGGCAGUAAUUGCGAUAUAUCUCAAAAGUUUCUUGUUUCUCAAAAUCGGGACCACAUAAACUUCACCUCUGUCGAAAUAGAGAAGAGAUUGACCAAAGCCAUUGAUAUUUUUUCGCUUGGAUGUGUGUUCUUCUAUAUUUUGACUGACGGGUGUCAUCCUUUUGGUGACCGAUAUCUUCGUGAAGCCAACAUUAUUAAAGGCAGUUGUGACUUGUCGCCAUUGAUCAGAGGAUGUCCCAGGGAUCAUGUGGAGGCGACUCAUUUGAUCAAUUUGAUGAUACACACUGAUCCAAAAAUGAGACCGGAUACUGUGGCUAUUCUAAAGCAUCCUCUAUUUUGGAGCACGGGCAAAAAACUAGAGUUUCUAUUGAAAGUAAGUGAUCGAUUUGAGAUCGAAAGAAGAGAUCCUCCUAGCGAUCUCCUUCUCACUUUGGAAGAAAUCAGCUUCAAAGUCCAUCAGGGUGACUGGCUUGGAAAGUUUAACUCCAAUUUCAUUGAAAACUUGGGAAAAUACCGAAAAUACCACACUGAAAAGGUUAUGGACUUGUUAAGAGCUUUGAGGAAUAAGUAUCACCAUUACAAUGACAUGCCCACAGAAUUGCAAAGUCAGAUGAGCCCAUUGCCGUCCGGAUUUUACAAUUACUUCAAUGAAAAAUUUCCACAUCUAUUAAUGGAGGUGUAUGCUGUCGUGGAAAAACACUUGCAAGAAGAACAUAUAUUUCAUGAGUUCUUUUGA